AUGUCGAUCGCGGAGAAAAUUGAGAUCACAUUGCCGACGUCUCAUUGUCGAUUCUCUCUCGUUUCGUUGAUUUCCAAUUGACAUUUUCAUUUCAUAUUAUCGUUCCUCGUUCCUUUGUGAUAUUUCGUUCUGAUAUUGUGCAGUGAACAGAGAGAACUAAAUGAAUAACGAAGGACAUCGAAAUCCAGCGUUCUCCAUGGACGAAACGGGGAAAACGAAAUCACACGAGGGCCCAAGGGAAUCGAUCGUCAGAUGUCCGGAAACCGUGAAAGAAACGGAAGCAAGAAGCACAUGGGACAACCAAAUAGAGUUCUUAAUGUCCUGUAUCGCGAUAUCGAUAGGUUUCGGUAAUAUUUGGAGGUUCCCUUUCACUGCCUAUGAAAAUGGCGGUGGUGUUUUCUUAAUACCCUACAUCAUCGUUCUUUUCGUCGUUGGCAAACCAUUUUAUUACCUGGAGGUGAUCCUUGGACAGUUCUCUUCGUCCUCGUCGAUCAAAAUCUGGAAUAUUUCGCCUGCGUUUGGUGGUGUUGGAUGGUCGCAAUUCUGCUCGAACGUGGCAGUGAUGACAUAUUACAGCUCAUUGAUGGCUCUCACGCUCUUCUUUUUAAUCGCGUCAUUCUCAGCGGAAUUACCCUGGGCGAAGUGCAGAGAAGAAUGGGCUGAUUAUUGCGUCGAUUCCAGCCAAAAGAUCGAUAGCGAAUCGGUCAAUGUUAGCAUGUUUACUAAAUUAUUACACGAGAAGGAACGCAGAAGUUCCGCGGAACUCUACUUCCUGAAAGUGGUUCUCCAAGAGAAAGAUAGUAUCGACGAUGGAGUUGGACUGCCGGAUUGGAAAUUAACGUUAUGUCUCCUAUUUAGCUGGCUUUGCGUUAUCCUAAUAACGUUCCAGGGCGUGAAAAGUUCAGGAAAAGCUUCGUAUUUUCUAGCCAUUUUCCCAUAUAUCAUCUUAUUGAGCCUUCUGAUCAGAGCAGUGACCUUGGAAGGCGCUGGAACUGGGAUUCUCUUCUUUCUUACUCCGAAAUGGUCGAAACUCUUAGAGCCAAGCGUUUGGUACGCGGCUGUCACACAAUGUUUCUUCUCCCUUUCCGUCUGCUUCGGCUCUAUUAUCACUUAUUCGUCGCACAACGACUUCAAACAUAACGUGUACAGAGACGCGCUCAUAGUAACUAGUGUCGACACUUUAACGAGUUUUAUAGCGGGGUGCACGAUCUUUGGGAUUUUGGGAAAUCUGGCUCAUGAAAUGGGUAUGGAGGAUAUCGACAAUGUAGUGAAAUCUGGAGCUGGCCUGGCGUUCAUCUCUUAUCCUGAUGCCAUUGCAAAGUUCACCUUUGUACCUCAAUUCUUCGCGGUUCUGUUUUUCGUGAUGAUGUUUGUCCUCGGCGUGGGAAGCAUCGUAGGGAUGGUGUCAGGAGUAGUAACUUGCUUGAAAGAAAAGCUUCCAAACAUGGAAAUCUGGAAAAUCGUGCUUUCCGUCUGUUCAAUGGGAUUUGCUGUGAGCACAGUUUACGUUACUCCGGGUGGACAGUUUGUAUUGACCUUGGUCGAUUACUAUGGUACAUCGUUCGUCGUGUUCAUCUUGGCUUCUUUCGAAAUCACUGCCGUAACAUGGGUAUACGGUAUCGAAAAUUUCCUAGACGACAUCGAAUUUAUGCUGGACAGAAAAGCAAGUAGUUACUGGAGGAUUUGUUGGUUCCUCUUGACACCGUUAAUUUUGAUACUGAUUUUCUUUUACACUGUCGUCACUCUUUCUCCCUUGACUUACGGCGGCAGAGGAUAUCCUGCUACGGCUCACGCGGCUGGUACAGUCAUACUGUGCUUCAGCAUUCUUCAAAUACCAUUCUGGAUGAUCGUGGAGAUACUGAGAAACAGGAACUUGCCAUUAUUAAAGAAUUUAAGGAAAUCUUUUCUGUCAACAUCGAAGUGGGGACCGAUAGAAACCAAUUACAGAAAAGCUUGGCUUCGCUUCAAAGAGGAGAAACUAAAAGAGAGAAACGCCAGGACAGAGCCAAGAUGGCUUCAAUUGAUAUACACUUUAAUUUGUAAGAACGACAGAAAAGAUUAGAUAG
Bombus huntii is the source of this 2066-nucleotide messenger RNA. RefSeq names its product sodium-dependent nutrient amino acid transporter 1-like. NCBI's taxonomy places the organism in Eukaryota, Metazoa, Arthropoda, Insecta, Hymenoptera, Apidae. Gene Ontology annotation, cellular component: membrane. The transcript has 9 exons. Bases 161 to 2062 code for a protein of 633 amino acids. The record is from RefSeq and is a predicted model, not a curated record. Gene Ontology annotation, molecular function: L-amino acid transmembrane transporter activity. Gene Ontology annotation, biological process: sodium ion transmembrane transport.